AAUUCUAUAAUUAAAGAAAAGAAAAAGGAAAUGCAUCUAAACUCAGAGGGAGCCCUUGUUUUUGUUGUUAUUUUAUACAUAAUGGUUGUUGAAGAUGCUUCCGGCAGAAGACACAGAAAUAAUAUUUAUGGAAUCUGCUCAAAAUCUCGAGAAACUGUUCGGGAAGUCUCACAUUGUCCAUCAACUCCAGAGGAAAGGAGAAAGAGGGCAGAGGUUAUGAGAUGUGGCUCCGUUGUUCAAUCGUGUACCCGACCUCAUCGUUUUGUAUAUCACUGCCUGCCAAAUUCAUUUUGGAACAAGACCAUAGAAGUCUGCGCACCUAAACAACAAAUUGUUCGGCACAAAUGUGCAGAGUAUAACGAAAAAGGCACCAGAGUUCAAACCAACUUUGAGCACUCGUGUUUAGAAGCUGGUAUUUCUUGUCCGGUUUAUUACUCCUCCGACGAAGCUUACAAAUAUCAAUCAUGUUACAAACUAGAGAGUAAUUACCACACAACAAAUGCUGCAACAAAUAAUAAAGAAACAACACACCCCUGUGCUACAAAGUGA
Molecule: messenger RNA, 549 nt
Organism: Saccostrea cuccullata (small rock oyster)
Lineage: Eukaryota; Metazoa; Mollusca; Bivalvia; Ostreida; Ostreidae
Exons: 4
Source: RefSeq, a predicted model, not a curated record